GUGCCGCCCGCGGCGCGGCCAUGAAGCUGAAGCUGAAGAACGUGUUCCUCGCUUACUUCCUCGUGUCCAUUGCUGGCCUUCUCUACGCGUUGGUGCAGCUCGGCCAGCCAUGUGACUGUAUCCCUCCACUGCGGGCAGCGGCUGAGCAGCUUCGACAGAAGGAUCUGAAGAUUUCCCAGCUGCAAGCUGAUCUCCGACGCCCACCUCCUGCCCCUGCCCAGCCCCCUGAACCCGAAGCUCUGCCUACUAUCUUUGUUGUCACCCCCACCUAUGCCAGGCUGGUGCAGAAGGCCGAGCUGGUGCGCCUGUCCCAGACGCUGAGCCUGGUGCCCCGACUGCAUUGGCUGCUGGUGGAAGACGCUGAGGGACCCACCCCGCUGGUCUCGGGGCUGCUGGCCGCCUCCGGCCUCCUCUUCACACACCUGGCUGUCCUCACCCCCAAGGCUCAGAGGCUUCGGGAGGGUGAGCCAGGCUGGGUUCGGCCACGUGGUGUAGAGCAGCGGAACAAGGCCCUGGACUGGCUCCGGGGUGGCGGGGGUGCAGUAGGUGGGGAGAAGGACCCACCCCCGCCAGGGACUCGGGGAGUUGUGUACUUUGCGGACGAUGACAACACUUACAGCCGGGAGCUCUUUGAGGAGAUGCGCUGGACUCGAGGUGUCUCAGUGUGGCCCGUGGGGCUAGUAGGUGGCCUGCGAUUCGAGGGUCCACGGGUACAGGAUGGCCGGGUUGUGGGCUUCCACACGGCAUGGGAGCCAAAUAGGCCCUUCCCAAUGGAUAUGGCGGGCUUUGCUGUGGCCCUGUCUUCACUGUUGGCUAAGCCCAAUGCCCAGUUUGAUGGCACUGCUCCCCGGGGCCACCUGGAGAGUAGUCUCUUGAGCCACCUUGUGGAUCCCAAGGACCUGGAGCCACGGGCUGCCAACUGCACACGGGUGCUGGUGUGGCACACACGGACAGAGAAGCCCAAGCUGAAGCAGGAGGAACAGCUGCAGCGGCAGGGCCGGGGCUCAGACCCGGCCAUGGAGGUGUGAUGGUGCCCAGGACACCCCAAGCAGACCACCACCUCCCAUCACAGGCAUGGAUGGACCUUGUAGGACUGGGCACCUGGCCUGCCCAGGAUGUGGUUUCCCAAGUCCUGACCCAUCAGAGCCGGCUGGCCCCUCUGUCCCUCCAGCCCUAGGGUGUGGCCCAGCUGCUCCUCCCCUCCCCCCAACCCCCGCCUGCCACGUGGUGGUGCCCACAGGCCGGGGACAAGCAGCCCUUGUAUUGAGCCAGGGUCAGCCUUGUAGGGCGGAGCAGAAGGGCAGACCGCCUCAGGAGGGAGGGCAGCUGAGUAAACUGGGUAAUUUAUUGGGGAUGGGCAUGCACUGGGGGAGGGGGAGUUGGAGGAGCUGGGCUGGACCCUCCCACCUCAGCAUGCUGACCCCCCUCCUACCUCCGGAAUAAAGACUCUCAAUCUGGAA
Chrysochloris asiatica (Cape golden mole) is the source of this 1460-nucleotide messenger RNA. RefSeq names its product beta-1,3-glucuronyltransferase 3 (glucuronosyltransferase I) (gene B3GAT3). Gene Ontology annotation, biological process: carbohydrate metabolic process; chondroitin sulfate proteoglycan biosynthetic process. The transcript is spliced from 5 exons. Gene Ontology annotation, cellular component: Golgi membrane. The record is from RefSeq and is a predicted model, not a curated record. Gene Ontology annotation, molecular function: galactosylgalactosylxylosylprotein 3-beta-glucuronosyltransferase activity. Lineage: Eukaryota; Metazoa; Chordata; Mammalia; Afrosoricida; Chrysochloridae. Bases 21 to 1028 code for a protein of 335 amino acids.